Messenger RNA from Plasmodium berghei ANKA, 2130 nucleotides. RefSeq names its product Tat binding protein 1(TBP-1)-interacting protein, putative. Gene Ontology annotation, biological process: meiotic strand invasion involved in reciprocal meiotic recombination; homologous chromosome pairing at meiosis; meiotic joint molecule formation. Bases 1 to 2130 code for a protein of 709 amino acids. Gene Ontology annotation, molecular function: recombinase activator activity; double-stranded DNA binding. The transcript has a single exon. Gene Ontology annotation, cellular component: DNA recombinase auxiliary factor complex; condensed nuclear chromosome. Lineage: Eukaryota; Apicomplexa; Aconoidasida; Haemosporida; Plasmodiidae. The record is from RefSeq and is a predicted model, not a curated record.
AUGAAAAAUGAGAAAAAAAAUAAAAAUAAUAUAGAAAUCGAUGAAGAUCCAAAAAAUGAACUGAGUCCAAAUGCAAUGCCAAAUAUAAAAAAAAAGAAAAGCAAAAAUACAAAUAAAAUAGAGAAAAGUAAUAAAAAAUCUCAAAAGAUAAAUGUAGAAGACACAAAUAAAACGAAGAUUAACGAAAAUAAUAAUCCGAUAAAAAGCCUCGAACUCAAUGAUAAUGAGGAAACAAAAACAAACGAGUUGCCUUCCCAAAACAGUAAACUCGACACUCCUAACAAGAAUGACAAUAAAACAAAUUUAAAAAAGCGAAAAAAUAAUAAAAAGGAGAAAUUAAAAUUUAAUGAAGGUGUAAUAGCACAUGAUCAACUAAUUGAUGAAAAAAAUGAUAAAAAUAUAAAAGACGAAAAAAAAAAAAAAAAAAUGAAAUUAAAUGAUAAAACAGAAAUAAAUCAAUAUGGAGAAAAUGAAGAGAAUAAUAAUGAUCAUAAUUUACAACCUGGUAACACAAAGGUUAUAAAUGAAGAAAAGGAUACACUUUUUAUAGAUAUCAAAGAAAAAGAAGAAGCAAAAGAAAAUAGUGUCUAUAAAAAUUAUGAUAACGUGAAUAAUUGUGUUACUGUGAACAAAAUUAAAACAAAUAACCGAAAUAAUACCAAGAACAAAAACACAAAGGAAAAAAAUGUGAAAUUAGUUACACAAAAUACAGAAAUAACUAAUUUGAUAAAACAGGACCAAAAAGAACAUAUAUCUUUUAUCAACAAUGACGAUGAUAAUAAAAAAAACGAUCCAGAGCCACUAAUGGAAAACGAAAAAGAUUCAAAAUCAAAAAAUAAAAAAAAUUUUACAAAAUUAAAAAAUACUAAUGAAAAAAAGGGUGUUAAGGAAAAAAAUGAUAUUGACCAAUCAAAAAAAAAAAAAAAAAAAGAAAUUCAUAAAUUAAAUGAUAAAACUGAACAAGUUAAAAUCAUGGUCUUAGACAGUAUAAGCAAACAAAAUAGUCCUAUUAAAAAUGAGGCGUGCAAAGAAAUUGUUGGAGAUAAUAAUAAUAAUUUGGAAAUACUCGCGUCUAGUUGUCCGAAUGCUUCAUUAAAUGCUAAAAUUGAAUUAUCACAAAAUGUUACAGAAAACAAAUCCGUAGAACCAGAAAAAGGUAAAUUGAAAAAAAACGAGAAAACAAAGAAAAAGGAAAAGGAGAAGGAAAACGAAAAGGAAAAGGAGAAGGAAAACAAAAAGGAAAAGGAGAAGGAAAACGAAAAGGAAAAAGAGAAGGAAAACGAUAAAAUUAAACAAAAUGAGCACGAAGAAGAUAAUGAAGUAGAAAUACAAGAUAAACAAACGAUCACAGAGGAAACACAAAAUAAUGAGGAAAUGAAAAUACAUCCAAAGGAUCAGGAAAAGUUCAACGAAAAAGAAAAAAAAAAGAGUAAAUAUGUAACAGAAAUAAAAAAAACAAAUAAAAAAGAGGAAUUAAACAAAGGAAAACCAAUCAAAAUAGUUUUAAGUGAUACAGAUGCAAAAGAAAAGAUUUAUAAAUACAUGAGACAAACAAAUAGGCCAUAUUCUGUUAUUAAUGUAUAUGAUAAUCUUCAUGGGAUGAUUAGUAAAAAUUCUGUUCAAAAAAUAAUGGAUGAAUUAAGUAUUGAAAAAAAAUUACAAUGUAAAGAAUAUGGAAAAGCAAAAAUAUAUUUAAUAAAUCAAAAAGAAUUUGAAAGUUUAAAUGUAGAAGAAAUUAACAAAUUAAAAAACUGUAUUGAUGUAGUAAAAGAAGAGGCAGAGCUAGCUAAAAAUUAUUAUAAUGAUUUAUUAAAAAAAAAAAAAAAAUUAAUUGAAGAUUUAAAUCUCAUUAAAAAUGUGAGUGAAUAUAAAAAGUCUUUGUUACAAAUCGAAGACGAAAUACACAUUUAUGAAGAAACAAAUAAAAAUUGUAAAAUAUCUAUCGAUGAAAUUGAUAUCAUAAAAAAUAAUCAUGGAUAUUUGCAUUCUGUAUGGUUUAAGAGAAAAAAAUUAUGCAAUGAAAUUAUUAAAUGCAUAGCUAGCUUAACAGAAAAAGAUACACAAGGGGUCAUUUAUCAUUUAGGAAUUGACACAGAUGAAGAUGUCAUUCCCCUUAAUUUGUACUUUUAA